Molecule: messenger RNA, 2447 nt
Organism: Mytilus trossulus (common blue mussel)
Lineage: Eukaryota; Metazoa; Mollusca; Bivalvia; Mytilida; Mytilidae
Exons: 13
Coding region: 97-2226 (709 amino acids)
Source: RefSeq, a predicted model, not a curated record
UCGUUUUACAAUAAGAUUUGGAAUUUUUACAAAUCCUCACUUUGUUUACAGAUGGCGGCGAAGUAGAGAGAUGUUCAAACUGGAAAUCGACUUGCCAUGAUUUCUCAGCCGAGGCCAACUCCGAAAAGAGAUCCUUUCUAUGUAGAUCCACCUCCUAAAGCACAUUAUCAUCCAUCAGAAAAGAAAAAUCUUUCAGAAAACCAGAAAAAGACAUCUAUAAGUCCAAUAAGAUCAAGUAACAGAAAACGUAAUGAAGAGGAAAGACUAAGUUAUAACGAUGAACUGUUUUUAAAGGGAGGUAACUCAUUCACACCGAAAGCUAACCAGGAUGAAUCUGGUUCUUCACAUUUUGAUGAAUCAUGGCCAAGUACAGAUAGGCCACUAAGUAUAACAGAUGAAGAUCAUCCUUUGAACAACAUAAUAUUUCAAAAUGGUGGAGAUAGAUAUGGUGAUUUAAAGAAAACAUUGCAGUUUCCAGAGAGGGAUCCUACUGUUGACAAAAGAAAAUCAAACCUUAUGUCACAGAAUGGUAAUAUGAGACAAGACAGUUCUUCAACUUUACAAAAAUAUAUUGAGAGAUUUCGUUCAGGACAACCAAUGAGUCGUGAGGAAAGACAGAAGGCCUCAUCAUCGGCUCAAAGAGAUUUUUGGUGGUUAUCAGAUAGAUCUUAUGCUGACAGCUCCACACCAAAAGAAGACAGUCCUGGUGUAAAAAGAUCAAGACGUUUUACCCCACAUUCUCCCAUAAGUCCUUACAAAGGUCACGACAAAGGAUGUGGGUACAAGAAACCAGAGUUAAAGGACUUUGCUCCACAUACGUUAGAUGAUACAACUAAGUUGUUACAGGAGAAAGCUGAUAGACUACUUGAUAGUGCCAGUAGUGUGGCAUCCUCAGAUCCUAUUGUAAGUACAGACGGACUUGGUAGUUCUCAGUCCUUCAGUUCCACUAUAAAUAGUGUAGAAGAACAACCAUAUAGACCCUCUUUUGCUAGAAAAUGGGAUAAACAAGAGAAGCCAUCUUAUCAGAUUCCUAAGCCCCAGGGGAGACAACCUAGUGGACCAGAGGAAGAUGUUCUCUAUCAAUGGAGGCUGAAGAGGAAGGUGGAACAGGCCAGAGAUAAUGCUUCAAAAACUCCUGCUGUCAAGUUUGGUUAUAAUGAUAAAUCUCCUGGACAGAAAGAGAUUGAUCAAAAGUUGGACGAAUUCAAGCAAAGAUUAUCUGGAAGAGGUAAUCAACAAAGUCUGCAGACUGAUGAAUAUAACAAUCCUAAUGGAAGAUACAACACAAGCGAUUCACAUUAUUCAUCUGGAACUGUCCAGUUUACUCCUGCUCCACAAGUCAGAGGUCAAAUUCAGCGUUCCCAUGAUAUGCCAGCUGAGCCACAGAAAUCAUUUCCUAUUGCUAGUCCAAUGCUUCCCAAAAAAGGUGCUGAUGAAAUAGAGCCUCACUAUCAUUUAACAUGUGACUUGUUGCCAUGUUCUCAUCAAGGUCAUAAAACUCACCCACAAUCUCAGAAUGAAUUAAGGAGAGGCCAUGAGACAAAUUCAGGAGGAAAUAAUUCAAAAAAUGUCAGUACCAACAGUAAAGUCUCAGAUAGAGAUGAAGAUAUAGAUAGUGAUAGAUAUAAGUUUUUACAAGCUGAAAAACCUGACAUAGAAGAAAAAGUAGAAAGUGAAAGUAGGACAAGUAGGUCAGGUGAUGAUGAACAAAAUAAGAAACAUAUGACCGAUGAAGAUAAUAAUUCUUUUGAAACUGAUAAAAGCAGUAAAUUAGUGGAAAGGGAAAGUAAACAGAAUGUUAGAACUCAAUUUCAAAAGGACACGGAGUCAAAAGUGAAGAGGAAAAUAAUUAAAGACAAUGAAAAAAUAACUGAAAAAGAGAAUGACAGAAAUAUUCCAACUUUGAAAAAGUCUGGGAAACCAACACAUUCCAAGCCAGUAGUGGAUAAUGCCAUUGGACAGGUUGUUAAAGACAGAUUAUUUAAUAUAUCAACCAGUACUGUGUUAUCUAGUAUUGACAGUGACAUUUCUCCUCCACGGCAACCAAAAUUUACAGUGGACAGUCAACAACAGAACAAAGAAAACACAGAGGAGUCUUAUGAAUCUGAUGGAGAAUACCCUGAUGACCAGUUAUUACACAUGUUACGUCAACAGAGGGCGCAGUAUGAGGAACAACUCAGACAUAUAGACGACAUGCUAGCAAGAUUAGAUCCAGAAGACAGUUAAGGACACGCAAUAUUAUAUGGAACGAUUUUUAUGAUUCUACAAAUCUAAAUCCAUUUCUAACAUUGGAGAAGUGCUAUCCUAGUCUGGAGAGUUUAUAUAUCAGCUUAACAUAUGAAGAUGCUUUCAAGAUUGGAAGAAUAGGACAGUUUAAAAUUCCAGUCUUUUUGUACUAUUUUGCAAUGGAACAUCUUGUUUUGGCUUAAAUAUUUGAAAGCCUUUUC